Messenger RNA from Habropoda laboriosa, 1583 nucleotides. Its product is annotated as leucine-rich repeat-containing protein 47-like. Lineage: Eukaryota; Metazoa; Arthropoda; Insecta; Hymenoptera; Apidae. Gene Ontology annotation, molecular function: protein binding; phenylalanine-tRNA ligase activity; RNA binding. The transcript is spliced from 4 exons. Gene Ontology annotation, biological process: phenylalanyl-tRNA aminoacylation. The coding region runs from base 21 to 1583 and encodes 520 amino acids. The record is from RefSeq and is a predicted model, not a curated record.
UUGCUAAACAUUUAGCCAUAAUGGCGCUCGAUAAUUCGUGGCACGUAAUUAAAACUGCUGCUGCAGAGAAUAAGCACGAGUUGGUAUUGUCAGGCUCUGAGAUUUCUGAAUUCAUCCAAAAAAGGGGAUUCGACAAGUCUUUGUUUGAUUUGCGGCAUUUAAAUUUUUUGGAAAUAACGCACACAUGCUUGCAAGAGGUGCCAGAGGAAAUCGGAAAAUUACAAAAUCUGACGAACCUGGUGCUGCAUUCAAAUGAGAUUAAUAAAAUACCUAGUACGAUUGGACAAUUAGAAAAACUCAAGGUUUUCGAUUGUUCUUUGAACAUUUUGAGCUCUAUACCGAAAGAAAUUGGCAAACUUCCGCAAUUGACAACAUUGAAUUUAAGCUUAAAUCGGUUAACUGUCAUUCCCACGCAAAUUGAAAAUGUUAAGUUGAGUAUUUUGAACCUUUCAAAUAAUAAGUUCGAAGUCUUUCCUGAUGUAUGUUAUGCAGAACUGGUUCAUCUGUCAGAAAUUGAUAUACGUGGGAAUUGUAUAAAGGAAAUUCCUUCAACUAUAAGCCAGCUUCUAUCCUUAAAAGUGUUAAAUGUAGCAAACAACAAAAUUUCAGUUAUUCCAGGUGAAAUUGCUGAUUGUAACAAGCUUAAGGAGCUACAUUUGGAAGGAAACAAAUUGGCAGAUAAAAGGCUAUCAAAGUUAGUGGAUCAAUGUCGUACUAAACAAAUAAUAGAAUAUAUAAGAGCGCAUUGUCCUAAACAAGAUGGUUCUACUGUUUCAAAUGCUAAAUCAAAAAAAGCAAAGAAAGCACAAAAAUUAUCAGAGUCUGAAGAUAACACCAAUGCAGUGGAUACUCUGUCAAAUAAACUAAAAGUAUUAAAAGUAACAAAUGAUACACCUCUAAUUAAAAUUACAAAACACGUGAAAAAUAUCAGACCCUAUAUUGCAAUUUCUAUUAUAAGAAAUAUCAAGUUUACAGAGGAUAGUUUCAAGAAAUUUAUUCAACUUCAAACUAAAUUACAUGAUGGCGUAUGUGAAAAAAGAAAUGCAGCUACUAUUGCUACACAUGAUUUAAAAUUAAUUCCUCCUGGUGACUUAACAUAUACAGCAAAACCACCAAAUGAAUUAGAGAUUAAACCAUUAAAACGAAAUAAAGUUUAUACUGGUACUGCAUUAUUUCAGCUACUACAGACUGAAGCAGAAAAUUUAAGGAAAGAAAAAAAACGCAAUGUAUAUUCUGGUCUUCAUAAAUAUCUUUACCUGUUAGAAGGUAAACCUCUGUUUCCAUGUUUACUAGAUUCUUCGGAACAAGUGAUAUCAUUUCCACCAAUAACAAACAGUGAUAUCACAAAAAUAUCAAUAAAUACUGAAGCAAUACUAAUAGAAGUAACCAGUAAUAGAUCACAUCAGAUUUGCAGAGAUGUAUUGAACGAAUUCUUAAAGGAAUUAGUUUCCACCGAUUUUGGAUAUCCCUCGGCUGACGACCAUAAUUUAGUUUUAGAACAAGUAAAAGUAGUAGAUAUGGAAGGAAAUAUGAAAUUUAUAUAUCCUUCAAGAACAGAUUCAAACUUUGAAAUAAGUUGGUAG